Pezoporus flaviventris is the source of this 1020-nucleotide messenger RNA. RefSeq names its product P2Y purinoceptor 12-like. Gene Ontology annotation, molecular function: G protein-coupled purinergic nucleotide receptor activity. The transcript has a single exon. The record is from RefSeq and is a predicted model, not a curated record. Lineage: Eukaryota; Metazoa; Chordata; Aves; Psittaciformes; Psittacidae. Gene Ontology annotation, biological process: blood coagulation; G protein-coupled receptor signaling pathway. The coding region runs from base 1 to 1020 and encodes 339 amino acids. Gene Ontology annotation, cellular component: membrane.
AUGAAAGUCAUAACCAACUUCAGCUACCCUAGAAACAACAGCAACUGCACCAGCGAUAACAGAAUCAGUCAAGUCAUUUUUCCUUUGCUUUAUACAGUUCUGUUCCUGGUGGGUAUCACAAUGAAUGGCCUGGCAAUGUGGGUCUUUUUUAAAAUAUCCAGUAAAUCCAAUUUCAUCAUCUUCCUCAAGAACACUGUCAUUUCUGACUUCCUUAUGAUCUUGACUUUUCCAUUUAAAAUCCUUAGCGAUGCAAAACUGGUAUCAUGGGUACUGAGAGGAUUUGUGUGCCAGGUCACCCAGGUUGUAUUUUACUUUACCAUGUACAUUAGCAUUUCAUUUCUUGGUCUGAUAACUAUUGAUCGCUACCAGAAAGCUGCUUCACCAUUCAGAACAUCAACACCAAGGAGCCUCUUAGGGACAAAGAUCCUUUCCACAGCAAUAUGGAUAUCAAUGUUUGCUCUUUCAUUACCCAACAUGAUUCUAACAAACAAGAAGCAAACACCUAAGAACGUAAAAAAGUGUGCUCUCUUGAAAUCAGAGUUUGGCUUAGUCUGGCAUGAAAUCGUAAACUACAUCUGUCAACUUAUCUUCUGGAUUAAUUUAGCAGUUAUAGUUGUAUGCUACAUACUCAUAAGUAAAGAACUCUACAAAUCCUACAAAAGGACAAGAUCCACAGGAAAGGCAUCCAAAAAGACUGUAAAUCUGAAAGUUUUCAUCAUUAUCACAGUGUUUUUUAUUUGCUUUGUGCCAUUUCACUUUACUAGAAUCCCCUACACACUGAGCCAAACAAGAGAUGUUUUUGAAUGCUCUGCUCAGAACACCUUGUUUUACUUGAAAGAGAGCACACUGUGGCUGACAUCACUAAAUGCUUGCCUAGACCCAUUCAUAUACUUUUUCCUUUGCAAAUCAUUUAGAAAGUCUUUGCUUGACAUGCUGUGCAAGCACACAGCAUUGUCAGAACUCAGAGCACAGAUGAAGGAGCAGAACGAAGGAGAUGACACAGAUGAAACACCACUCUAG